UUACUUAAAUUGUAUGUAAAAUAAUUUCACAACCAAGAAAAACUAUUGGGCACAUGAACGCACCGUUCUGACGUCAAACAAAUGGGCGUGGUCUGCCAGGUCACACUGGAGACUGACACCACGCUCUGUCAGUGAGCGCUGCUAGCUGUCUUGGUAAGCCGAGCCUGGGAGGUACGGCUAACCGGUGUGCUAAUUUCCCCUGCCUCUCACCUCGCUUACUUUCACAAGUCCCCUCAGUUUAACUGGUGGAACGACCGAGCAGCGAACGCCGCAGAGAUGUCUAAAGACGCUGAUGGAAAGAGCGAGAACAUCAUGGACAUGGAGAGCAAGGUGUUGUGGUACCCGGACUCUAAAAGGAACACCCAGAUGGACAAAUUCAGGGUACAAAUCAACGGGAACUAUGGUCUUAACAUAGUCACCUAUCAUGACUUGUAUGAGUGGUCGGUGGAAAACUAUUCUGACUUUUGGAUGGAGGUGUGGCGCUUCUGUGGGAUAGUGAGCUCCAAAACAUUUGACGAGGUGGUGGACACAUCCAAGCAGAUCUCAGAUGUCCCAGAGUGGUUUAAAGGUGCCCGCCUGAACUACGCAGAGAAUCUGCUCAAACAUGCUGAUCAGGACAAAGUGGCUCUUUAUGCUGCAACCGAGGCCAAUGAUGAGAUCUUGAAGGUGACAUUCGGGCAGCUGCGGAAGGACGUGGCCUUGUUUGCGGCUGCCAUGAGGAAAAUUGGUGUCCGGCCCGGAGACAGAGUCGUCGGCUACUUGCCCAACAGUGUCCAUGCGGUCGAGGCAAUGUUAGCAGCCGCCAGCAUCGGAGCCAUUUGGAGCUCCACAUCUGUUGAUUUUGGAGUCAAUGGCGUCCUUGACAGGUUCUCUCAGAUACAGCCCAAACUGAUCUUCUCUGUCGCAGCAGUAGUGUACAACGGAAAGACACAUGACCACAUGGAGAAACUGUGCAGCGUAGUUGAAGGUCUACCUGAUCUGCAGAAAGUAGUAGUGAUCCCGUAUGUACGUUCCAAACAAGAGGUUGACAUCUCCAAACUCCCCAACAGUGAAUUCCUGGAUGACUUUCUCGCAUCAGGUCUUGGGGAGGGCGGGCAGUUUCCGCAGUUGGAGUUUGAGCAGGUUCCUUUCAGCCAUCCUCUGUUCAUCAUGUAUUCAUCCGGAACCACCGGCGCUCCCAAGUGCAUGGUUCACUCUGCUGGGGGUUCACUGAUCCAGCACUUGAAAGAACACAUUCUCCAUGGCAAUAUGACCAGCAGUGAUGUCAUCGUUUACUACACCACGACCGGCUGGAUGAUGUGGAACUGGCUGGUGUCAGCGCUGGCGGUUGGAGCUUCAGUGGUUCUCUACGACGGCUCACCACUGAUGCCCACGCCAAACGUGCUAUGGAACCUCACUGAUCAGCUAGGUAUCACUAUCUUUGGCACCGGAGCCAAGUGGUUGUCAGUACUGCAGGAGAGGAACCUCAAACCCUCAGAAACACACAGCCUCCAGUCUCUUCACACCAUCCUGUCCACUGGAUCUCCCCUCAAACCUCAGAGCUAUGACUACGUCUACCGCUGCAUCAAGAGCGACGUGCUGCUGGGGUCUAUCUCAGGUGGCACUGACAUUGUAUCGUGUUUUAUGGGUCAGAAUGUGACAGUACCUGUGUAUCGGGGAGAGAUCCAAACCAGGAAUUUGGGUAUGGCUGUGGAGGCUUGGAACCUAGAUGGUAAACCAGUGUGGGGGGAAAGCGGGGAGCUGGUCUGCUUGAAACCAAUUCCCUGCCAGCCAACACACUUCUGGAACGACGAAGACGGAAGCAAAUAUCACAAAGCUUACUUUUCCACGUAUCCUGGUGUAUGGGCUCAUGGUGACUACUGUAAGAUAAAUUUGAAGACAGGUGGAGUUGUGAUGCUCGGAAGAAGUGACGGGACGCUGAACCCCAACGGAGUUCGCUUUGGCAGCUCAGAGAUCUACAACAUUGUGGAGGCCUUUGAGGAAGUGUCUGACAGUCUUUGUGUUCCUCAAUACAACUCUGAUGGAGAAGAGCGGGUCAUCCUCUUCUUAAAAAUGGCUUCCGGUCAUCUCUUCAUGCCAGACUUGGUGUCUAAGAUUAAAGGGGCCAUUAGAAAAGCUCUCUCAGCACGACACGUCCCCGCAAUCAUCCUGGAGACCAGAGACAUUCCGUACACCAUCAGUGGCAAGAAAGUGGAAGUGGCGGUAAAGCAGGUUCUCGCUGGACGGAAGGUUUUACAAAGAGGAGCUUUCUCCAACCCGGACUCCCUGGACCUGUACGAGAACAUUCCAGAGCUGCAGAACUACUGAGGAGCAAAAAUGUAUUUAUAAGAGACGAGAAGAAUGUUUUAAAGACACUUUUUUUUCGUUCUUGUUGUCUGUCAUGUGAGCUUUGAUGUGAGCUUUAACAUUGGAGUUCUGGAAUCGUCAUGCCUGUUCGCACGUGACGUGGUUUUAGGGUAGCGGGGUAAUCAAUUCCAUUUUAAUAGCAUUUCCAGGUGUCCGGUUCAGGUUGGUGGUUUCGUGAUCCGUGUGGGAGGAGCUUAGAGGCUUCGUCUCUUACCCCUUGUGAACCAGGUGUCAGGUCAGUCUAGCUCUCUGUUAAUCACGUAUUCAUUGGUUCCAACUCAACAACUUUCCUCUGACCUUUAAGAUUUCCUGAUCUUAAAAUCUUUGAUAUGCACUUUUCUGUGCUCAGUUACUGUUGAAGCUGAAAAUUACAUAAUGGACAAAAAUGAUUUCUAAUUUCACAAUAUGAGUAUCUAAUAUUCCAUUUUGAAACACCAUGUUUGCCCAUCUUGAGAUUUUUGGAGGGUUCUGUGUCCACAGUAGCGACCAUUUGCCGUUUCAUGGUGGAAAAUUGCAGUUUCUUUGCUUCUACCGACCAUUAUUCACAUAAUUUUUAAUGAAGUGAAGGAGAAUGGCUCUCAGAUGGGAAGUCAGUUUAAAGAGCUCUUAAAGCCGUUUCUUUCGCAGUCGACCUGUGACACCUCAAUGCCGAAGGCCCCCCCCCCCCGUUGUUGAUCCCUCAGACCGUGAUCGAAAACUUAUUUUAGUCAAAUCUUGUUAUUGACAUUUAUUUCAAUAUCGGUAUGAUGUCAUUUACCCCUAAAUGUGUCUAUAGUUAUUGUGCAUCCCUUCUAUUCAAUGAUAUCUGCUGCUUUAUUGUAAAAUAAUAUAAUUUAUUUUCUGUUUUAGUUGUUGUUGGCAAGCAUUCCUGACAGAACCGGUCAUGAGCGACUGAGGCGAUCCUCAUCAAUAAAAUAAUCAACUAAAACCAAUGAAAGGCUUCCUAAAAAUGCAUCAAAGGUUUUCAAGAGUGCUUUAUUUCGUUGAGGACAUUUAAUCCCAAAGCGAGGCAUGUUGGACUCCCAAACCUCAGAUGAUGUAAACAAAAUAAAGACAGGGAUGUAA
This is a messenger RNA of Synchiropus splendidus (mandarinfish), 3411 nucleotides long. It is a transcript of the gene aacs, whose product is annotated as acetoacetyl-CoA synthetase. Gene Ontology annotation, cellular component: cytosol. The record is from RefSeq and is a predicted model, not a curated record. Gene Ontology annotation, biological process: positive regulation of insulin secretion; lipid metabolic process. NCBI's taxonomy places the organism in Eukaryota, Metazoa, Chordata, Actinopteri, Syngnathiformes, Callionymidae. Bases 277 to 2307 code for a protein of 676 amino acids. Gene Ontology annotation, molecular function: acetoacetate-CoA ligase activity. The transcript is spliced from 18 exons.